GAUCACAGCCAGCAGACAUGUCUGAUGUCGCUGUUAACUGGAUGGAUGAACGCCAGCUACAGUCUUUAGACCAAAUGCUGAUUGUUGUUGAUGAAAAUGACAAGGUCAUUGGUGCGGACAUCAAGAGGAAUUGUCAUCGGAAUGAAAACAUUGAGAACGGGCUGCUGCACCGAGCCUUCAGUGUUGUUUUGUUCAACUCGGAGAAGAAAAUGCUGGUUCAGCGCCGAGCGGACACGAAGCUUACUUUCCCUGGACACUUUACCGACUCCUGUUCCAGACAUCCACUAAGUAAUCCUGAAGAAUUGGAAGAAAAAGAUACCUUGGGAGUAAAGCGGGCAGCACUGAGACGUCUGCAGGCUGAGCUGGGCAUCCCCCAGGACCAGGUUUCUCUAGAGGACAUCGUAUUUAUGACAAGAUAUCAUUAUAAGGCAAAAUCAGACGCGAUCUGGGGAGAGCACAAAGUUUGUUACCUUCUGCUUAUCAGGAAGGACGUCACCAUCACUGCAGAUCCCAGCGAAAUCCGUAGCAUCAGCUACCUGACCCGGGAGGAGCUGCAAGCGCUCCUGGAAAGGGGGGCCCGGGGCGAAGUGGACGUCACCCCCUGGCUGAGGACCACUGUGGAGAGUUCUUGUAUGCCUGGUGGCCUUACUUAG
This is a messenger RNA of Acomys russatus (golden spiny mouse), 653 nucleotides long. It is a transcript of the gene Idi2, whose product is annotated as isopentenyl-diphosphate delta isomerase 2. Bases 18 to 653 code for a protein of 211 amino acids. The record is from RefSeq and is a predicted model, not a curated record. Gene Ontology annotation, cellular component: cytoplasm. Gene Ontology annotation, molecular function: isopentenyl-diphosphate delta-isomerase activity. Gene Ontology annotation, biological process: isoprenoid biosynthetic process; isopentenyl diphosphate biosynthetic process. The transcript has 4 exons. NCBI's taxonomy places the organism in Eukaryota, Metazoa, Chordata, Mammalia, Rodentia, Muridae.